Molecule: messenger RNA, 770 nt
Organism: Chanos chanos (milkfish)
Lineage: Eukaryota; Metazoa; Chordata; Actinopteri; Gonorynchiformes; Chanidae
Product: protein FAM104A
Exons: 3
Coding region: 181-564 (127 amino acids)
Source: RefSeq, a predicted model, not a curated record
AGCAGUAGCUAGUUUAAUGCUGCCGGUCAACAAAUUAUUAUCAAAAAAGACCUGUGCUAGUUCGGAAGAAAGAUUUGGAGCACACAAUAAGAUUCCCGAGGGUGAUCGCCCUGAAAUAAAUCUGUGUACUAGAUAAUAGUUUUCUUUGUCACAGCACUUUGACAAAUCAACCGUGCAGAGAUGCUAACCGAAAACAGAAAACGUCAACGCUGUCAAGGCGAUGAAGAGGAUGGGCAGCUGAUGCCGCGAGCCAAAAGAUCAAGCACUGGUCACCUGCCUUCAGAGGUAGGCCGAGAUGCGUGGGAUUCCGAGUCUUCCAGCAGUGACAGCAGUGGGAUCAGUAGUCCUGAGCAUGUUGCAGGAGGGAGCAACAGCAGCAGUCAGUGUGCCGUAGAUAACAUGGGGGCCCUCAAUGCCCAUAGCCCCUGCAGUCCUCUUAACACGACCCAGUCCACGGAGCAGUCAGGUCCAAUGAGCCUCGUCUCCUACCACCAAAUCAACCGGGUCCUGAGAGAAGCCCACUUCCACAGCUUGCAAAGCAGGGGCCAAUCCAGAGACAGGUGAUCUACCCAGACCUGUUUGCCUCGAUUGGGCAUGAAAUGAUAUUACCAUCGGCCUGCUAAAGGUCCCUUACCAUUCCUCAGAAGACAGGGUCAGAGGUCAAAGACUUCAUUGAUUUCAUUUUCAUUCAACUCUGUCCCUCACUAUCUAGUUUUCUUUGCAUUUUAGAGCUCUCAUCAUACUGGUGUGUUUUUUGGAGAAAGAAAAAU